This is a messenger RNA of Blastocystis hominis, 1200 nucleotides long. RefSeq lists its product as hypothetical. Gene Ontology annotation, molecular function: phosphoprotein phosphatase activity. The record is from RefSeq and is a predicted model, not a curated record. Lineage: Eukaryota; Bigyra; Opalinata; Blastocystidae. The coding region runs from base 1 to 1200 and encodes 399 amino acids. The transcript is spliced from 8 exons.
AUGUUUGUCAUUUUUGUUUGUUCCCGAAUACAUCCGAGCAGUCAUUCCUCAUUUUACAUUUCCUCUUUCUUAUACUGCUUGCUAGACUAUGCUCAUUAUCCUGUAGCCGAUACAGAUAGUUCCAGUAAUUCCGGAGAUUUAUCGAAAGUACAAGUAGCUUUUCGUAAAAAUAGAAGAUCUCUCCAAACCUCUUCCUCGUCCAGUUUGGCCGACAGCCUUCGCUCCUCUAUAAUUAGGCAUACAAAGGCAGAGGAAGAGGUUCUCUCCCCGGACCUACACGUCAAUCCAUCUCUGCGAAACAGCAUCACGGGAAAAGUUCCAGAGUCAUCCAUACGAAACAGUAAUAUCGACAGCGCUUCUACAAUUAUUCGGCAAUAUCCUAUGGUUACCCUUUCCUGCUUUCCUUCAUCUCCAAAAGUUAUAAUUCGGGGGAAAGAUAAGCAGUCCUCGGACUUGGUAAGUUCACAUCACAAGGAAGAAAUCGAGCCCGCCUCUCCCAAUCUGAUUACUUCUGCACCCGAAACCCAACAAGAAGCAGAGCCGGAGAGCACAUUUAAUCCUGUUAUCAUUAUUAAAAACCUUCCUCCCUACGACUCCCUCCCCGCCGCGCUGCAGGAGCGCGUUCUUCUUCCCCCCAAGUCUCCGACGGCUCCCAAAUACACGCUGGUCCUCGAUCUUGACGAAACGCUGGUCCACUGCUCCAUGGAGCGCGAUCCCUCCGCAGAUUUGGCUUUUUCUAUUCGACAUGAGGGACAGCGUUUUACGAUCUACGCGAACGUGCGUCCAUUUUUGUUUUAUCUGCUGAAACGCGUGGCUCCCUACUACGAGAUUGUAAUCUACACGGCUUCUCAGAAGUGCUAUGCGGAUCGAUUGCUCGACAUCCUCGACUCGGAACAACAUCUCAUCACACACCGAUUGUAUCGCGAACAUUGUCUCAAUAUCGACGGAAAUUACAUCAAGGAUCUCAACGCACUGAAUCGAGAUCUGUCCAAAACUGUCAUCGUUGACAAUUACAUUAGUUGCUUUGGGUAUCAUUUGGAUAAUGGAAUUCCCAUUAUCAGCUGGUUUAGCGACAAGGCUGAUCACGAAGUAGCUCGUUUGCUUUGCGUUCGAUCUAGCUGUACAACCUAUCUACUGUGCUGCUGUCUUUUAUACGCCAUGAGGACAUUCGCCCCCAGAUCGAAAGUCUCUUCCACCUAA